Molecule: messenger RNA, 1980 nt
Organism: Molossus molossus (Pallas's mastiff bat)
Lineage: Eukaryota; Metazoa; Chordata; Mammalia; Chiroptera; Molossidae
Gene: FIGNL2
Product: fidgetin like 2
Exons: 1
Coding region: 1-1980 (659 amino acids)
Molecular function (GO): ATP hydrolysis activity; microtubule severing ATPase activity; ATP binding
Source: RefSeq, a predicted model, not a curated record
AUGCACUGGACACCGGAACACGCCCAGCCUCUCAACCAGUGGCCAGAGCAGCACCUGGACGUCUCCUCCACCACCCCGUCGCCAGCCCACAAGUUGGAGCUGCCCCCUGGGGGUCGCCAGCGCUGCCACUAUGCUUGGGCACACGAUGACAUCUCUGCCCUCACUGCUUCCAACCUCCUCAAGCGCUAUGCAGAGAAGUACUCAGGGGUCCUGGACUCGCCCUACGAGCGCCCCACCCUGGGCGGCUACGGGGAUGCCGCCUUCCUCAACGGCGCAAAGGGGGACCCUGAUCCCUGGCCAGGACCAGAGCCACACUACCCCUUGGCCUCACUCCACGAAGGCCUCCCGGGAACCAAGUCGGGCAGUGGGGGCGGCUCCGGGGGCCUCGGGGGCUCCCCAGUUUUAGCCGGGAACCUGCCUGAACCCCUCUACGCCGGCAAUGCGUGCGGGGCCCCGUCCACAACGCCCGAGUACGCAGCAGGAUACGGCGGGGGGUACCUGGCCCCGGGUUACUGCGCGCAGACGGGAACGGCGCUGCCCACGCCGUCCCCCGCCGCGCUGCUGCAGCCCCCGCCUCCGCCGGGCUACGGCCCCUCCGGGCCUCUGUACAACUACCCUGCGGGGGGCUAUGCUGCGCAGCCCGGCUACGGGGCUCUGCCGCCGCCCCCGGCCCCGCCGCCAACCCCCUACCUGCCCUCAGGCCUGGCGGCGCCCACGCCCCUGCCGGCGCCCGCCGCGUCCCGGCCGGCCCCCACCUCCUACAGCUUCCAGGCGGCGGCUCCGGGAGCAGAGGCUGGGAUGUCCCUGAAGCGCAAGGCCGCUGACGAGGGCGCAGAGGGCCGCUACCGCAAGUAUGUCUACGAGCCUACCAAGGCCCCGGCAGCCGACGGCGCCCCCUACCCCGCCGCGGACAACGGCGAGUGUCGAGGCAACGGGUUCCGGGCGAAGCCGCCUGGAGCAACGGAGGAGGCGUCGGGCAAGUACGCUGGCGGCAUCCCUCUCAAGGUCCUGGGCUCCCCGAUCUACGGCCCGCAACUCGAGCCCUUUGAAAAGUUCCCGGAGCGCGUCCCAGCACCUGCUCCCCGAGGGGGCUUUGUCUUGCCGUCGGAGGAGCCUCUCAAAGGUGUGGACCCGGGGUCCCUGGAGCUGGUGACGAGCAAGAUGCUGGACUGCGGGCCCCCGGUGCAGUGGGCAGACGUGGCGGGCCAGGGCCCGCUCAAGGCGGCGCUGGAGGAGGAGCUGGUGUGGCCCCUGCUGAGGCCGCCCGCCUACCCCGGCAGCCCACGCCCGCCCCGGACCGUGCUACUCUUCGGACCGCGGGGCGCGGGCAAGGCGCUGCUGGGUCGCUGUCUGGCCACGCAACUGGGCGCCACGCUGUUGCGCCUGCGCGGAGCCACGCUGGCCACCCAGAGCGCCGCCGAGGGCGCGCGCCUUCUUCAGGCCGCUUUCGCGGCUGCGCGCUGCCGCCCACCCGCGGUGCUGCUCAUUAGUGAGCUGGACGCGCUGCUGCAGACCCGGGAAGACGGCACCACCGCCACUGGCGCCCUGCAGGCGCCGCUCCUGGCUUGCCUGGACGGCGGCUGCGGCGCGGGGGCCGACGGCAUGCUGGUCGUGGGCACCACCUCGCGGCCCGCUGCUCUGGACGAGGCCACCCGCCGGCGCUUUGCACUCCGCUUUUAUGUGGCGCUGCCCGACGGUACGGCCCGUGGACAGAUCCUGCAGCGGGCGCUGGCCCAGCAGGGCUGCGUGCUGAGCGAGCGGGAGCUGGCGGCCCUGGUGCAGGGCACCCAGGGAUUCUCCGGGGGCGAGUUGGGACAGCUGUGCCAGCAGGCAGCGGCCGGGGCGGGCCUCCCAGGGCUGCAGUGCCCCCUCUCCUACAAAGACUUGGAGGCGGCACUGGCCAAGGUGGGCCCCCGGGCCUCCCCCAAGGAGCUGGACUCGUAUGUGGAGUGGGACAAAAUGUAUGGCUUCGGACACUGA